Saxophila tyrrhenica is the source of this 1410-nucleotide messenger RNA. RefSeq lists its product as uncharacterized. The record is from RefSeq and is a predicted model, not a curated record. Bases 1 to 1410 code for a protein of 469 amino acids. Gene Ontology annotation, molecular function: hydrolase activity. NCBI's taxonomy places the organism in Eukaryota, Fungi, Ascomycota, Dothideomycetes, Mycosphaerellales, Extremaceae. The transcript has 3 exons.
AUGCCUAUAUCAGCUGGUCGUGUCUUCGGCUUCAUCGAAGGUGUGCUUUCUUUGAUUAUUCUUGCAAUCCUCUCAUACCUCGACAAGUCGUCAAAUCCCUCAAACGAUGAACUUGGAGAGGAGGUAGCAAAGGGUACGUGGAAUGACCCUGCACUCCUUGAGCUUUCGAGUUCUAACGCUGCCAUAGCACAAGAUGACCUGUGGUCUCUAGACGUUCGUGAAGGUGAUAUCGUUCACAAACUUCUGACGCUCCCGGACGGCCUCCAACUGCACUACAUCUCUCCAGCCAAGGCAGAGCAGCGCCGUGACCUAAUCAUCUUCCUCCAUGGCUUCCCAGACUCAUGCUUCGUAUGGAGUCGAAUGCUACGAUCAUCGCUAUCUGAACAUGCCACACUGGUGGCGCUGGAUCUGCCAGGAUAUGGCGGAAGCGAUGGCUUGCCCAAUUAUGGACCCGAUUGCAUGCUCUCCGCGAUCGAGGUGGCGAUCAAGGAACUGAAGCAGCAGUACGGGGUUAACGGAGCACCAAAGAGCAACGAGAGCCGGUGUAUCGUUGUAGGACACGACUGGGGUGGAGCGAUUGCUUCUCGAGUCGCUGCUGAAACUGAAGGACUCAUUGACCACCUUGUCCUGAUCAACUCCGUGUUUCCUCCGCAUGCCGCAGGAAUGGUAAAGGGUCGCAUUGACCGAGCUCGCCAGCUUGUGUCGAGUCGUCCGCAAGGCUGGCUGCGUUCUGCCCGAGACGAGAUUGGUUGCGUCGGAUCGCAGCUCUUGAAGUCCCACUACAUCUUCCUCUUCAAUCUUCCGUUCUUCUCGGCUAGGCGAUUCCCUUCCAUCAUGCGCUAUCUGCUCAACUGGUGCUACAAAAAGGCUUCGAAGCAUGAUGGCAGCCUGAGCUCUACUUACGCAGCCUCUCUGGGACCGUCGGUCGCUCAGUGCCACGAAGAAGCGAGCAAAUCGGUCUACAGCGCUUCUGUCCUGGCGAGAGCUAUGGCACAGCCAGAUGCCAUCUGGGACGAGCGUAUUCGCUUGUACCGCGAACGCCUCGCUUCAGGCCGUUGGACGCGGGCAUCCAAUUCAGCUCAUAGUCCCGCAUUGCCGGGGAGACGCUACAUAAGGUGCCCUUCUACAGUCCUGUUCGGAAUAAGGGAUGAGGCUCUGGACCCGAGUAUCUUCAUGGAAGGCAUCGACGACUACGUCCGGCCAACUUCUGGAUACAAAGGCCUCGCAGUCUCAAUCCAAGGAGUCGGACAUUGGUCGCCUUUACAUCCACUCGGCGCAGACGUUCUGGAGCAGGUCUUGACAUCACAUAUCACAGCGACGAAGUCUGGAGUAAAGCAGCUUGAGACGGUCAAGGACCGGCUACAGGGAAGCAGCGUCCUGCACAAGGUGUCUGUUCGCGAGAUGAAAUAA